AUGGCCGUACAGUCUAUGGCCACGGCUUUCCGUCAAUCUGGACACUUACAAGCUGAUUUAGAUCCACUACAGCUACAACCACGUCGAAUCUUACCAUCUCUCACUGCUGAAAAUUUCCAUCCAUUAUUCAAUCGAACACUUUUUUCUACUGACUUGACUCAUGUUGUAUCACUUUCAGUAACUACUGGACAACAACUUUAUGAUGAAUUGUAUCGUGUCUAUUGUGGGAAAAUAGGGUUUGAAUUCGAAUAUUUGACGUCACAAGAUGAAAAGAAAUGGCUUGCACAUGCAAUUGAGACAUUAUCUCUACAAGACGUAACUCCAUCCGAUUUACGUAAUGCAUAUACGAGUAUGUUACGUGCAGAUGUCUUUGAGAGCUUUAUGGGAAAGAAAUUCGCUUCUUUUAAACGAUAUUCCGGUGAAGGAGCUGAGUCAAUGUUACCAGCAGUUGAAACGAUCUUACAAGCUUGUACAACAUCUUCUAUUACGGACGUUGUCAUUGGAAUGCCGCAUCGAGGACGACUUGCGCUCCUUGUGGGUACGCUAGAGUACCCCGUCCAUCAAAUGUUUCACAAGAUACGGGGGUACACUGACUUUCCAGCAACUUACCGUGGGAUUGAUGAUGUGUCGUCUCAUAUUGCAACCACCAUUGACAAAAAAACUUGCCAUGGUCAAGUUCAUGUUUCUUUAGUCCCGAAUCCAUCACAUUUAGAAAUUAUCAAUGCUGUAGUUGCUGGAAAAGUACGUGCAAAGAAUGAUGAUGAGGUUACUACACAUGCCAUGGGUUUGUUACUUCAUGGAGAUGCUGCAUUUGCAGGUCAAGGAUGUGUACCAGAAGCAUUAAGUUUAUCUCAAUUACCUGAAUAUCAAAUUGGUGGAACGGUUCAUUUGAUUGUAAAUAACCAAGUGGGGUACACAACGACGUAUCCUGAUAAUCGUACAACACAAUAUGCAUCGGAUAUUGCCAAAAGUAUUGAAGCACCAGUUAUACAUGUGAAUGGAGAAAGUAUUGUGGAUGUUAUUCGAGCGUGUCGUCUUGCUGUAGCAUAUCGUAAAACCUUUCACAAAGAUAUUGUGAUUGAUUUGAUAACGUUUCGUCGUCAUGGACAUAAUGAAGUGGAUGAACCACGUUUUACACAACCUAAAAUGUAUGCACGUGUGGAUCAAGUCACUCGAUUUCCAAUUCGAUUUGCACAUGAUCUCGAGAAAAAAGGAUUUGUGUCACGUACAAGUUUUGAAAAAACUAUGAAACAUUUUAACGAUCAUUUAGAAAAUGAACUUACGAUUGCGACGAGUGGGUACAUACCGACUUCUAUCGAUGCUUUUAAAGGAAAAUGGGCUAAAAUGAAGCAGCCGACAAUUGAAAUAGUGUAUGUGAAUCCUCUCACUGGUGUCGAAAUUGAAAAUCUCAUUCAAGUUGGUCUUGCGUCAGUGCAGCUUCCUAAGCACAUUCAACCACAUGGUCGUCUCCAGCGUACGCACAUUACUGCACGACAGAAAAUGCUUCAGAUAAAAGAAGGUGAAAGUUCUGGAGACUUACGUGUGGACUGGGCAACAGCUGAAGCCAUGGCGUUUGGUACAUUAAUGCAAGAUGGUCACUCGGUGCGAUUAGCUGGUCAGGAUUGCCGUCGUGGUACAUUUAGUCAACGACAUGCUGCAUUUACUGAUCAAGAAACUGAGGAAUUGUACUUUCCAUUGCAACAUCAUUUGCCCAAAAGAGAAGAACCAGUGGGUAAACUUAGUGUUGUAAAUAGUAACUUGUCCGAGCUUGCAGUCAUGGGUUUUGAAUACGGCUACUCGGUAGAGAGUCCUUACAAUCUAGUGAUUUGGGAAGCUCAAUUUGGCGACUUUUUCAAUGGAGCUCAGAUUGUCAUUGAUCAGUUUUUAUCAAGUGGUGAAUCCAAGUGGAUGCGUCAAUCUGGUCUCAUGUUAUUGCUGCCUCAUGGAAAUGACGGUGCGGGUCCUGAUCAUUCUAGUGGUCGCAUUGAACGCUUUUUACAGCUUGUGGACUCACCUGCACUUACUCCACGCCAUUCUAUGAAAGAUACUGGGAUUGACCCGAUAUGGAAACAAUAUAUGCACGACACGAACAUGAUUGUUGUGAAUGUGAGUACACCAGCCAAUUUCUUUCAUUUGUUACGUCGUCAGCAACAGCGAUCGUUUCGCAAACCUGUAAUUAUCAUGGGUCCAAAAAUGUUAUUACGUCUUGCCGAUGCUACGUCACCAUUGUCUGAAAUGGGUCCAAAUACAUCUUUUCAACCUGUGCUUUCGGAUCCAUUGAUCACUGACGCCUCACAAGUCAGAAAGGUUUACUUUUGUUCGGGCAAGUUCUAUUACGAACUUGCGAAAGAGCGACUUUUACGAUGUAAAAAUCCUCAAAGCAUUGCGCUUAUUCGUGUUGAAGAAUUGGCACCGUUUCCAUUCGAGCAGAUCGCACAUGAACUUGCAUCGUUUCAAAAUGCCAAACAGUUUGUGUGGGUGCAAGAAGAACCAUUGAAUCAAGGAGCCUGGACGUACGCUCAAGCACACAUUGAAAAACUAUUGGGUAAGAAACAACAUCUUGACUACAUUGGCCGUGAGAGUCUUGCUGCUCCAGCUGUUGGCUUGUCCAAACGUUCUCAAGAGCAACUUGAAGUGUUGUUGGCUGAAGCUUUUGGUCCGCAGAAGUAG
Molecule: messenger RNA, 2670 nt
Organism: Plasmopara halstedii
Lineage: Eukaryota; Oomycota; Peronosporomycetes; Peronosporales; Peronosporaceae
Product: oxoglutarate dehydrogenase (succinyl-transferring) e1 component
Exons: 1
Coding region: 1-2670 (889 amino acids)
Biological process (GO): tricarboxylic acid cycle
Molecular function (GO): oxoglutarate dehydrogenase (succinyl-transferring) activity; thiamine pyrophosphate binding
Source: RefSeq, a predicted model, not a curated record